AACAGGCAUGUUCUGUGCAAUGCUGUCAACGUCACAGCUCAGUCAUCGAUACUUGAAAUAGUUGCUCUUCAAUGGGGAUGGCAGUCCGACCAACAGCUCCCAACCUGAGGACUCACUGACAAGGGGGACGAUCCUCAUGAAUGGGAGUCAGACUCCAGCUGCUGUCGGGCUGAACACACACACACACACACACACAUACACACACACGCACACAGACACACACACAUGCACACACACACAGAGAGAGAGAGAGAGAGAGAGAGAGAGAGAGAGAGGGAGAGAAAAACAACUCUCACUCCCAAUUACAUGAAUCUUGACUGAAUGUUUUAAUGAGGCGAGUUUCACUGCAGCAGAGGAGCGACAUGGAAAACUGCUGUGAGACUGGGAGACCCUAACGAGGAGGAAAGGUAACAAGGCGACACCGAGGAACCAUCUGCGGUUGGUUACCAAUAAAGAAAAAGAAAGGAAAAAAAGGAGGCUAUUGGAUCCUGCAAUGCAAGAAGAAGCUAAUAAAGACACCAUGAGAACGCCAGCGACCCUUGAGAAAGCCAAUAACAGCGAGCGUCCUGUGUCCGGCGUGCCGUCGGUGAACAUCCCUCUGGUCAACGAGGUCCAGCUGACCGCAGCGACCGGCGGGGCGGAGUUGUCCUGCUACCGCUGCACAGUCCCGUUCGGCGUGGUCGUGCUCAUCGCAGGCAUCGUUGUCACCGCCGUUGCUUACAGCUUCAACUCGCACGGAUCCACCAUCUCCUACUUCGGCCUGGUGCUCCUGUCGUCCGGACUGUUGCUCUUAGCGUCCAGCGUCGUCUGCUGGAAGAUGAGACUGGAGAGGAAGAAGGAGAGGCGACGGGAGAGCCAAACCGUCCUUGUUACGAAUCACAGGAGUAUUUUUACUUGAAACGACACCAUCCUGACUUUUCCAGGCCCCCCCCCCCCCCCGAUCUUUGAGCUGGUUUUGGAAAUGCCGAAACCAGCUGCAGUCAUGACAGAUGUUGACCAGCAUGUGUUGGACCACAGACUCUUUAAGCGCAACAACUUAAAGCUUUUGAAGACAUUGUAAGGGAUUUAUUUUGUCAAACAGACGCCGUGCAUCUGGCGAGAACCCGGGAACGAAGCCAGAAGGGAAUGUAUCACAAUUAAGAUGAAUUACCACUGUGUGAAGCAAUGUAGAGGAAGUCUCCCAUUAAUCUGCUGUUGGAUGUGGCGGCUUUGAUUGUUAAUGGGAGGGAUUGCGGUUCGAAGGAAAAGUGGAAAAUCCAGGACAAUGAUUCAUGCCUCAUUUACUUCACUUCAUCUUGCACAUAUCUGUUUAUAAAAGUCUCAUUGUUCAUCUCACAGGGAAUGAUUAUGAAUUGCCUGUUAUGUUAUGUUGUGUCGUAGGCGUUAUGGUACUUGACAUGAGGUGUUUUAAUUAAAAUGUGUUUUCCUCAGAUGGCACAUGAUGUUAUACACAGAGAAGGAAUAUUUAACCCUUAAAUAUGUAUUCUCUUUGAGCACUUUCAAUCAUAAUCAUCAGUAUUAAACCAACAUUUAUUAACUAAUUACGUUAAAUUGGAGUAGUUUUGCCACUUUUGGCAAAUAUGAAAACAUCCAAAUUUUUCAAUUAUUGUCCGCAGUGUACUUCCAUACUGUUAAAAAAAAUAUUAAAUGUAGCAUUUUAUUUUAUGUUUUGUUUUUAUGUAAUCAUUUGCAUGUAUUGACUGUUACCAGGACGACAUGAGGUUUAAUAAACUCAUCAUUGUUAAUCAAACAUGAAAUUAGUGUCACACUUGUGGAAGAACGGUCGGGAAUGUUUGGGGACUAAA
Molecule: messenger RNA, 1805 nt
Organism: Scomber scombrus (Atlantic mackerel)
Lineage: Eukaryota; Metazoa; Chordata; Actinopteri; Scombriformes; Scombridae
Gene: tmem100a
Product: transmembrane protein 100a
Exons: 2
Coding region: 494-898 (134 amino acids)
Biological process (GO): cellular response to BMP stimulus
Source: RefSeq, a predicted model, not a curated record